Myotis davidii is the source of this 1722-nucleotide messenger RNA. It is a transcript of the gene SLC16A13, whose product is annotated as solute carrier family 16 member 13. Gene Ontology annotation, biological process: transmembrane transport; monocarboxylic acid transport. Lineage: Eukaryota; Metazoa; Chordata; Mammalia; Chiroptera; Vespertilionidae. The transcript is spliced from 4 exons. Gene Ontology annotation, molecular function: monocarboxylic acid transmembrane transporter activity. The record is from RefSeq and is a predicted model, not a curated record. The coding region runs from base 80 to 1453 and encodes 457 amino acids.
GCCGGGGGCGGGCGGGGGGGGAGGUCCCGAGCCUGAUUCCCACCGGGGCUUUCGGACCCGCAGCUCGGUGACCUCCCGCAUGGCGCGCAGGACCGAGCCCCCAGACGGGGGCUGGGGCUGGAUGGUGGUGCUCUCGGCCUUCUUCCAAUCGGCGCUGGUGUUCGGGGUGCUCCGCUCCUUCAGCAUCUUCUUCGUGGAGUUCGUGGCGGCGUUUGACGAGCCGGCCGCGCGCGUCUCCUGGAUCGCCUCCAUAGGCAUCGCCGUGCAGCAGUUUGGGAGCCCCGUGGGCAGUGCCCUGAGCACGAAGUUCGGGCCAAGGCCAGUGGUGAUGACUGGGGGCAUCUUGGCAGCGCUGGGGAUGCUGCUGGCCUCCUACGCCACCUCCUUGACCCACCUGUACCUGAGUAUUGGGCUGCUCUCAGGUUCUGGGUGGGCCUUGACCUUCACACCAACACUUGCCUGCCUGUCUCGUUACUUCUCUCGCCUGCGAUCCCUGGCCAUGGGGUUGGCACUGACUGGCGUGGGCCUCUCCUCCUUUGCUUUUGCCCCACUCUUCCAGUGGCUGCUCAGCUACUAUGCCUGGCGGGGCACCCUACUGUUGGUGUCUGCCAUCUCCCUCCAUCUGGUGGCCUGUGGUGCCCUCCUCCGCCCAAUCUCCCUGACUGAGGACCCUGCUGUGGCUGGCCCUGGGGCCCAACUCGCCUCCCUCCUCCAUCAUGGCCCCUUCCUCCGUUACACUGUUGCCCUCACCCUGGUCAACACCGGCUACUUCAUUCCCUAUGUGCAUCUGGUGGCCCAUCUCCAGGACCUGGAUUGGGAUCCACUGCCUGCUGCCUUCCUCCUCUCGGUGAUUGCUAUUUCUGACCUCGUGGGGCGUGUGGUUUCUGGGUGGCUAGGGGAUAUAGUCCCAGGGCCUGUGGCACGGCUCCUGAUGCUCUGGACUACCCUGACCGGGGUGUCACUGGCCCUGUUCCCCGUGGCUCAGGCUCCCACAGCCCUGGUGGCUCUGGCCGUGGCCUAUGGCUUUACAUCAGGGGCCCUGACCCCACUGGCCUUCUCCAUGCUGCCUGAACUGGUGGGGACUGGAAGGAUAUACUGUGGCCUGGGACUGGUGCAGAUGGUGGAGAGCAUCGGGGGACUGCUGGGGGCUCCUCUGUCAGGCUACCUCCGGGAUGUGACAGGCAACUACACAGCUUCCUUUGUGGUGGCCGGGGCCUUCCUUCUUGCAGGGAGUGGAAUUCUCAUCACGCUGCCCCACUUCUUCUGCGUCUCAGCUCCUACCUCCAAGCCCCAGGACCUUGGCACAGAGGCACCGGAUACCAGAGUCCCCCUGCGAAGGAAGGGCUGGGAGAGGACUGAACUCCAAAAAGACCCGGAAAGCCAGAGAUGGGCAGCUCCGGGUCUUCUGCCCCAUAUUGAUGCCCAGGGAACCACAGUGCCUUCAGCAUCUUGAUCUGUCUUCCACCACAGCUUGCCCAGGGCUCCUGCGAUGUGUGUGCCAACUCCUAUCUCUUCUUGGCUUCCACAACCAUUUCUGCAGGAUCCAAGAGUUCAGCCUGCUCCAGUGAGCCGUGAAUCAACUGUGAAAAUCAAAGGCCAAGAGACUUAUUAUGUUUUACAAGUGAUCGAUCUCUAGUGUUGCCUCCUACGCUUCUUCUCUGAAGACAGAUGUUUGGGGAUGAGGGAUGCCGCUUUGAGAUAAAACUGGAUAAGAAAACUGGA